AUGGCGUCCCUGGGCGGUGGCUCCAUGGGCCUCGUGCUCUGGCUCCUGCUAUUCCGGCUGCCGCUCGGUGGGGUGCAGGGCGAGUCGGCGUCGUCCGCACCCUCCCCGUCCCCUUCGGGGGGCCGCCGCGAGGACCCCCGCGAGAGCGUGUCGAGGGGUGCGGGAUCUUCUGCGACCCCUGAGCCCCAAGAGGCUGCCGCAUUUCCCCAGGUGGCGGCGGUCACCCCACCUGACUCUGGUAUCUACAGGACUGCGGCCUUUCCGCAGCCACUAGUGAUAUCAGGGUCGCAGUUUCCUGCAGGCUGUGGCCAGAGGUCUAUGAGGAUAGUCGGAGGAAUACCGGCCCCAGAGAGGAAGUGGCCCUGGCAGGUGAGCCUGCAGAUCAAGGGUCAACACAUUUGCGGAGGCUCCCUCAUCGCCAGCCGGUGGGUGCUGACUGCCGCCCACUGCAUAUUUGGCCAUUUGGAGUACACCGUGAAGAUGGGAGACAUUCACCUGAAUCACACCUCCAGCGCGGCAGUCGUGGUGCCCGUCCGAGACAUCGUUAUUCACAAACAUUACAGUGCGGUUGGAAUCAUUGAGAAUGACAUUGCCCUCGCCCUGCUGGAGUUCCCUGUGAAUUUUUCCUUGCACGUCCAGCCCGUGUGCCUCCCUGAAAAGGCGUUCAUGGUGCCAGCUGGUAUGGAGUGCUGGGUGACUGGAUGGGGAAAACUAAAGGAAAAAGAUAGACCCGAAGACGCUCCGGAACAUCUUCAGGAGGCCAAGCUGAACAUCAUUCGUUACGAGGACUGCAACAGGGCGCUCCAGGAGCAGAUGGAGACUAGUAGUCACCUGGUAAAGAAAGGGGCCGUCUGUGGCUACAGCUCCCGAGGAAAGGACGCAUGCCAGGGAGACUCUGGGGGCCCCCUGGUCUGUGAAUUUAACGACACGUGGGUCCAGGUGGGGAUUGUGAGCUGGGGCAUUGGCUGUGGUCGCAGACAUUAUCCUGGAAUUUAUACAGAAGUUAGUUUCUACAGGGACUGGGUCGUUGAUCACCUGAGUCAAGCCUGCGCUUGGGACUCAGCGGGCUUCUUCAUACUUCUGUGCCUGGUGCCGGCGCUGGGCAUCCUGGUGGCCCCGUGAUCAGCCCGGCCCACUCCCCUCCUGUUUCUGACUCACACACCGGGCGUCUCCUCUGACCUCCCCCUCCUCCUCAUUGCCCUUUCCACCCGUGCUGGUUGGGAUCCACCGACCCUGUAGAGAGCCCCCCAGUAGAGAGUGGCAG
Messenger RNA from Hyaena hyaena (striped hyena), 1264 nucleotides. Its product is annotated as serine protease 44-like. Lineage: Eukaryota; Metazoa; Chordata; Mammalia; Carnivora; Hyaenidae. Gene Ontology annotation, molecular function: serine-type endopeptidase activity. The coding region runs from base 1 to 1122 and encodes 373 amino acids. The transcript is spliced from 5 exons. Gene Ontology annotation, biological process: proteolysis. The record is from RefSeq and is a predicted model, not a curated record.